AUGGAAGGUGAUGCAACUUGGGUAAGAGAGCAUUAAAAUGAGCAGGCAACAAAUUUAUUUAUUUAUCUACCUAUUUAUUAUAUCUCACUUUUCCCCCAAGCAGCUGCAUACACAGUUCUUCCCCUGUCACCCGCUAUUUAAUCCCCACGAUGACCCUGUGAGGUAUGUUUUGGCUGAGAGGCAGUGACUGGCUCAAGAUCACCCAGUGAGCUGUGCGGGGAUUUGAAUUCUGGUCUCUCAGAUCCUGGUCCAACAUUCUAACCUGGCGUUUCUCAGUCUUGGGUCCCACAAUGCUGUUGGACUACAACUCCCAUCAUUCCUAGCCAGCAUGGCUAUAAAGUGGUACCUCGGGUUACAUACGCUUCAGGUUACAGACUCCGCUAACUCAGAAAUAUUACCUCGGGUUAAGAACUUUGCUUCAGGAUGAGAACAGAAAUCGUGCUCUGGCAGCGCGACGGCAGCAGGAGGCCCCAUUAGCUAAAGUGGUACUUCAGGUUAAGAACAGUUUCAGGUUAAGAACGGACCUCCAGAAUGAAUUAAGUACUUAACCCGAGGUGCCACUGUACAAAUGUAAGGGAUAUAAUAAAUGUAUAAAAGAUGGGAUAUAAAUGUAACAAAUAAAUAAAAAAAAAGAAUCCUGGGAAGUGCAGUUUACCCCUAACAGAGCUACAAUUCCCAGCACCCUCUUAACAAGCUAAAGUUCCUAGGAUUCUUUGGGGGGAAUCAUGCACUUUAAAUGUGUGGUUGCGGCCUGAGAAUUCCAGUUUUAUUCUGCCUGUCAACAAAUGACCAGGGAGGCGGGAAGCCUCAGCCAGCUGCUCCUGCUGAUGCAACCCUUGCAUGUCUCAGAGGCGAAGGUUAAAACACUUGUUUUUGUCCGUUCAAAGAAGAAAGGACUGAGGAAAGCACAGCUGGCGCAUGGUUUUUCUGCCUCUCAAGGAAAGGAUACAUCUCCUUUCGCUCUGCCUUUUCAGACAGAAAGGAUCAGUCUUGCUGCUGAGAGGAAGCCAGGCUGAGCAAGGAAGUGAGUUGCAGGAGGAGUUACCUAUUAAUAUUAGUAUUAUUAUUAAUUAAAUUUGUAUGCUGCUCUUUAUCCAAAGAUCACAUAAAAGUCCACAUAAAAAUAAAAAAUGAGAACACAAAAUCCUAAUAAAACAAAAGCAAACCAAUUACCCCCUCCCACAUUUAAGAGGCUAUAGAAGAGUGGUUCCCAAUUAGCUAAGGACCGUGGGCCUCCUGUUUUUCAUGGACCCCCUACUUUUGAAAAUUUAGAUAUCUCUGUGGUAGUUUUUGUUAUGGGAAACACUGGCCUGCGAGAGCUCCAAUUGGAGAACAGCCUUUACCAAAGAUGUCAUGGGCUUUGAAGAAGCUUGAACUCAGGAUGAAAGCAAGAAGCGUGCUAAGAGAGCCAGUGUGGUGUAAUGGUUAAGAGCAGUAGAUUCGUAAUCUGGGGAACCGGGUUCGCGUCUCCACUCCUCUACAUGCAGCUGCUGGGUGACCUUGGGCUAGUCACACUUCUUUGAAGUCUCUCAGCCCCACUCACCUCACAGAGUGUUUGUUGUGGGGGAGGAAGGGAAAGGAGAAUGUUAGCCGCUUUGAGACCCUAGGGUAGUGAUAAAGCGGGAUAUCAAAUCCAAACUCUUCUUCUUCUUCUAAGAGGAAGGCAUGUUUGGCAAAUCCUCACCAUGAUCAACUUCCAUCUGGAAACCUAUGUCCCCACUGUGGAAAAAUGUGCGGAUCCAGAACUGGCCUCCACAGUCACUUACAGUCUCACUGUUAAGACUGUGUUCAUGAAAGACAAUCUUACUCGGCUACGAGUGAUCGCCAGAGAAGAAGAAAAAUAGAUGAUCUUGGGAAACCCACUAGUGAGACACAGAGAAAUAGCCCUUUCCCCCCACAGCACAGCACCUGGUGGUCAGUGGCAUACUGACCCUUUAAAGACGAAGAUGCUAAAUAUUCUCUCAUUUGCUAAGGCGAUUCUUCUAGAAUCCAUUGCAAAUAUCCAAAGGUAUUUUCAGCUUCCUAGUAGAAUUUGAGAGCUGCUCAAUGAGCUAGUUUGAGCGCUUGUUUCUGUUUACAUGGACAAGCUCCACAAUAUAUUGUUUGUGGUCCUUGGAAUUUAAAAGAAAGGUUUUAAGGAAACUGUGAAGGUUCAAGACCUUUAUGUGUGCCCUAGUUUGGAUUAUCUGUGUUAUUUCAUAUGAAAACCAUUACUCCCUUCUUUCAGAUAUCUCUUGAAGACUUUCCUAUUUAGGCUGCCCUUUGCAAGAUAAAUUUUCUUUGUAAUCCAAUCAGUUAUGUUGAUGCUUUAAUGAUGAUGACUUUUGUGGAUAUAUUUGUUGAUUUUGUUUUUAUAUUUUGUCUUCUGCCUUGUUAUUACAUUUCUUAUGAAAGUGUAGCUUGCAAAUUGGUAAAUAAAUAAACAAAACUUAAUUAAAAAGCAACCCUAUACUUCUAUUGGGAUAUAUGUGGGAAUGUUCCUUAAUUAAAAUGAUCAUAGCCUCCCUCCCUCCACCCCUGUACCUUUAGGUGCUGCAGGACAGCGUGAAUGACAAGAGAGAAGAAAUCAAAGCACAACGUCGAAGAAAAAGUGAGGAUUUGCUGGUAAGCAGAUGAGGAUGGAAAUUUUUUAAAUGAUGCCCAGAAAUUUGCUAAUCCCUUUGCCUGAAUCCAGUUUGGAUGCAGAGGGCACUUUAGUGAUCUGAAAAGUGCUGAAAAUUGGGCAAAGGGGAGGCAGAUUAUUACUUUCAUGGGGACUUCUUAACAGCCAUAUACUUUUCUGCCACUACUGUGGCCUAGUUCAGCGCCCCUCAGAAUUGACACUGUCCUGGCAUGGCGUCAUUCCAGGGCAUUUGGAGCAUGUGGUGGAAAAACAGAGGGUGUCGGGUUGAUGUUGAGCAAGCAAAACAGUUGUAACAGCUUGCCAGAGUACAGCUCCCAUGAUACCUGGCUGUUGGCCAGGCUUGUUAGGCUUGGUGGGAGUUGUAGUUUGGCACUUGCAGAAGGUGUUAGGGUUUCCGCACCCUCAAAUUAAGGGAUUGUGUGUGUAUGUGUUUUAUGGAUGAGAUUUUUGUGUCCUCUCCAAGCCUGGGGUUUUAUAUCAGUGAGAUGGGAUCCUGAAGUCUUCUUUUUCUUUGGCAAUCACUCGUAGUCGAGUAAGAUUGUCUUCCAUGAGCAUGGUUUUAAUGGUGUGUCUGUAAGUGACUGUGGAGGCCAGUUCUGGAUCCACACGUCCUUCCACAGUGGGGACAUAGGUUUCCGGGCAGGAGUUGAUCAUGGUGAGGGUUUGCCAAACAUGCCUUCCUCUUAGCACGUUUCUCCCUUUUGUCCUGAGUUUGAGCCACUUCAGAGCCCAUAACACCUUUCGUAAAGGCUGUUCUCCAGCUGGAGCGCUCACAGGCCAGUGUUUCCCAGUUGUUGGUGUUUAGCUUACAUUUUCUAUUUGCCUUGAGAGCAUCUUUAAACCUCUUUUGUUGUCCACUGGCAUUUCGCUUUCCAUUUUUAAGUUCAGAAUAGAGUACAGGUAUGGGGAAACCUCAGUGCUGUGGGUGGGGAAUAAUGCUGUCUCCCAGGUGUCUCAGGCCUGUGUCUACAUCCAUUUAGGGCUCUGUUUUGCCCCUUCCUCUACUAAUUUUGUGUGGCUGGAAUGUGCCCUUGAGCCCUAAUGGAGGAUGGAGAGGCCUGGAAGGCUUAACACUGGUAUGCGGAGCCCCUCUUCACAAUCACUGAAGUGGUCAAACCAGUCUCUUUGUGUUAAACCAGUCUCUUUGUUAAGUUAAUGGCCUUAGGGAAGCCUUGAACAGCAUUUUUUGUUAAAGGGGAUUAAAGAGUUGGCCUGGUACAGGUGUGUUGCCAUAGAAACGGCUAGCCUCAGAUGCUUUUCAGGAGGAGUGCACAGGCCUUCCCUCCCGCACCACACCUGGCUAGAGGGUAGGAGAACAAUAGGCGAUGAGCCAGGAAACCUAAUGCAGUGGGGGGGGUGACAUCUUUUGUGGUGCUAAUGUCAUGAGCCCUAUAACACAAAGGCUGCAUACACACCAUACAUUUAAAGCAAACGGCUGCUCCCGAAGAAUCCUGGGAACUGUAGUUUGCCCCACACGGAUCUGCCUUUCCCAGCACCCUUAACAAGCUACAGUUUCUAGGGUUGGUUGUUUGGGGAAGGGUGUGGAGAAUGUGCUUUAAAAGUGUGGGGUGUACGUAGCCGAAGACACCACCAAUGGCCUUCGUUCCAAGGAAACGGAUCCGAGGUAUGCGGUGGUACCCCUUAAACCUCUCACCACUCAGAGACAUAGCUGUCAACCUUCCCUUUUUUGGCGGGAAAUUCCCUUAUUCCAGCGCCAUUUCCUGCUGCUAUCCCGGAUUGUUAGAUAUCCCGUAGACUGUCUCCGGGACAGGUGAGGCUGCUGAUCCCUUAUUUUCGAGGCUGCUGACCCCUUAUUUUCAAAUCUGAAAGUUGACAGCUAUGCUUAGAGAUUGGCCACACGCAGCAAAACUGAGCCAACUGACUGUGCCGCUCACUCUGGCACACUCCCGCUGCGGGUGUUUGAAGCCAAGUACAUGUGACAUUGGCCACCAUCUGUAGGUAUCUGGUAGCUAUUGUGAGAAAUACUCUUGUAUGGUGAGCUUUCCCUCAAACCAGCUUCCGUCCAGCUGCGGUUAAGCUGAGGUGUGCACAGUUCAGGAAGCCAUUGAGCAUGUGCAGAUGGCAGCUUCAGUGAACUGGAUUUUAGGGCAGGGAAGCCUGAAAUCAGGCAAGGGGCAUCAGCUGAAGACAUCCCCAACCCCUCUGUGAUGUGCACAGCAACUUUUCCCUUCACAGUGCUACAAUUCUUAGAGUUUCCUGUGAAAGGGGAUUGAUUGUUAAACCACUCUGAGAAUUGUAGCCCAGUGAGAAGAACUCUCAGCACCUUUAAAAGACUUUGGCUCCUAUAAUUCUUUGUGGGAAGCCAUGACGGUUUAAAGUAUCACAGUGCUUUCAAAGUAUGGCGUGAGUAUGGUCAAAGAAACAUCACAUAGGAGGGGGCAAUUUCCACCCUUUGUGGCAGCAGAUUUCGGGGGGGGGACGACGACGACGACUUUUUGGACCUCUGUCAGGCUCAUGGUCGCCAUUUUGGAUUUUUGAAACCCCAAUUGGCCAUUGCCAGCCUCAUGUAAUUUAGAAUCACAGAAAUUUAGAGUUGGAAGGAAUCCCAAGGAUCAUCUAGUCAAACCGCCUACAGACACAGGAACUUCAAGAGGUUCAAUGAAUUUUAGCACUCUCCUCGGUUUUGCAGAAGUCCUCAUUGAAGAACAAAAGGGGAGGGGGUUCCCUUUCUUUUGAUCCUGGGAAAAAAAUUCAUAAAGUUAAAAUAUCACCCCCUCCCCUCAAUAAGGCUGGGCUAAGCUUUCGGUGGUUUGCUUGCUUGACUAAUCUGUGGAACAGGAGUUGCCAACUUUUCUGGGCCAGUGGGCACAUUUGGGGUUUUGAGAAAGUGCUGGAGGUGCCUUUCACAAAAUGGCUGCUGCAUGACACAAAAUGGCCAACACAUCUAAAAGAACAGGGGGAAAAAGGCAGGAACACAAAAUGGCAUGGCAUUUCUUCUCCCCAUCCCACAAAUUAUUGGGAAAAAGAGAGGAACCUAUAGCAGCUAAGGUUGUGCUUGCUCACAGGGACUUCUUUACUCAAAACCAGGAAGAGAGUGUCCAAGUCUUGGCAACCAUUGGAGCAGGCUCACAUUUAAGGGAGUGUGUUCAAUGUAGUGGAGGCCAAGCCAGUGAAGCACAAACUGAGCAGUAUUGUGGGUUUUUUGAGAGGAUAUUUAGGUGCUUUAGGUGGUGUUAGUGAGUACACUGAUAGCCCCAAAUUGGUCAACCCCAAUAGGGAGAGUGUGACGCCACAAUGAUUUUCCCCCUAUGAAUUGCAGAGGGAGACAGAAGCUGAGAGGAAGAACAUAAUCCGGGAGUGGGAAGAGCUGCGAAGGUUUGUCGAAGACCAAGAAAAACUCGUGUUGAGGAGGCUGCAAAAGCUGGACAAUGACAUUGUUAGGAGGAGAGAUGAGAGAGUUUGGGAAGGUUCUGAGCAAGCAACAUUUCAUGAAAGCAGAGAAAGCAACCAGAAUCCACUUGUGAAGGUGGGGAAUCCCUGUCUUAUUUCAUUCCAUUUGUAUCCUGCCUUUCCUCGAAGUCAAGGUGGCACACGUGGUUCUCCCCUCGUUUUAGCCUCACAACAACCCUCCGAUGUGGUUUAGGCUGAGAGAUGGCAACUGACUUUAGGUCACCCAACAAGCUUCAUGGCCAAUUGGGGAUUGAGCUUUUGUCUCCCAGGCACCCUAACCACUAUGCCACACUGUGCCAAGGAAAAGUCAAAAGUUUUAAACAGUGCAAUUCUUUAUGUGUCUUCUCAGAUGCAAGCACCAUUGAAUUCAAUGGGGCUUACACCCAAGUAAGUGAGCAUAGGGUUGCAGCCAUAUUGGAUUAAUUGGCUCAGUGGUGACACCCCCCCCCUUUUCUCUCUCCCUCUAUAGAAAAAAUAAUAGAGGAUGAACUACUUGUUGCUGUGUACUUAAUUAAAACUGGAAGCCACGUAUCUAUUUAUUUUUUAAAAAUAAAUAUUUUGUUUUAUUGAAGUUUUUAGAAGAUAGAUGCAAACCAAAAUAAGAGAAUAAAAAAACCAGCUAUGUUCAUUUUUAUGGGGAAAGUUACAGGAAGGGGUUAACCAGAAUGAUACAGAUGCCUGAUUCAUGUCUUCUCUCCCCGCUUUCUCUUUUUUCCUGCAGAGCAUCAGAACGGCUGAAAGCAGGUAUGUUUUGCCUAAUACUUAUCUUUCAAUGUGUUAAACUACUUUGGAACUGCCUUGGACAAUGUUGUAGAUAGAAGUGGAACUAGAACAAGGGGGUGAAGUCCAUUUCCCUAAAUUCCUUUAUCAUUAUCAAAAGGUCCCAUCCUCUGGGGAUAUUGAGGAGCGGGGUGGUUCACUGCAAAAUAUUUCUACAGCCAGUCCAGGAAGCACUGCUGCCUGUCAAAACAAUUAGUAUGCCCCAAAUGCUUUAUCACAUUUCAUAUAGGGGCUCUGAUUGGUUGGGGUCUCUGGUUGGGAUCACUCAAGAAGAACGAAGCAGGAAAUAAAUGACAUCAAAAGAGCCACAGGGAGACAAAAUUGUAUGGGAAAGUGGUAUAGGAAAAGUAGGGUUAAAGGGGUUUAGGGGUGUUCAGCUCCAGGAAGUUGCUAAUUACAAGAUGACAAUAAAUCAGGAGAACUUUUGCAACAAUACUAAGUGGGAACAAUUAUUGACUUACUGUCUCUUCAUCAGGAAGAAUGGGGCAUUUCCUGAGUUCGAAAGCGGUUUUCUAGAACUGGAACAGAGGAUAAGGCAUUUUUCAGAGAAGAGGAUGGUAUUGCAAGAGGUGCUACUGGCAUUUAAAGGUGAGGUCAGCCUGCUGGAGUCUGAAUUAAAAGAGUUGAUAUCCACACAGGGUAUUAAUUCAAUAAAACGAUUAUGAAAUCUCAUACCCUCCAACAUUUCUCUGAUGAAAAUAGGGACGUCCCAUUCCAUAAUGAUAAUCUCACUAUUUAUACCUCACACAUAUUAUUGUGUUGCCCCAGGACCUUGGGCAGCUUCCAACAUGUAUAAAAAUAUAAUAAAACAUUAAACAUUUAAAAAACUUCCUAUACAGGAUUGCCUUUAGACAGCUUGGGGUUUGGAUAACUCCAUACUCUCCAACAUUUUUCCAAUGAAAAUAGGGACAUCCUAAGGAAAAGUGGGACAUUCAGAAACCAGCAUGGCUUCUCUAAAUCAGGGGUGUCCCUGGAAAAUAGGGUCACAUGGAGAGUAUGAAAUCUUCAGGUGGAAUUCUGUCUUGAAAUUCACAUUUUCGGCUCAAAGUAAUUCUGCCUCUACUUUUGGAUUUUUGCUGAUUUUGCUCAUGAGAUCAUACGUUUGACGUUUGCAGUUGUAGCCCUCAAAUAUUUUUGCACAGGUGCAUUUUGCUUACGCUUGUACUGCAUCGUGCAUUUUGUAGGCUUAUGGCUGCGUAAACAGGGAACUGAAUGUUUACAGAUUUUUAAAUGGGCCUUGCUGAAAGGCUGUCACAGGAUUCAGGAUUACAGAAGGUCAGCAUGAGAGGAAUAUAACAUCUUGAGAAUAGUAUUCGUAUUGCACCAUCUUUAAAGAACAAUGACAUUAAUGUACAACAGUGGAUUAAGCGGCAUGGAUUUGAGAGAAGGAGAUCCCAUUGAGUAGAUGCACUCCAGUAUUGCACAUACAAAAAUUUGGCAGACUCUUAUGUACAUAUAUGUCUCCCUGCUCUCCCCCUUUAAGGUUUUGGCAAUAAGAAGCAAUUCUCUAAGUGCCAAUCUGUGGGACCCCAAGGUUUGCAGAAGUGUCAAGAUGCCAUUAGAAAAAGAGCCCUAAGGGGAAGACGAAAUCUUCCCAAACAGCCCAAUGAAAAUAGAGCAUGUUCAGUGGCCACUGAACACUGACUGGCUGUUGGGGGAGGGGAUGGAAUGGAGUAUCCUGAAAAAGGCCUAGCUGAAACUCGAAAAACAAGAGCAAUCCACCCUGCAAAAUUUUGUUGCAAGUUCCAUGGGUAAGGACCAAACAUGGGGGAGGGUUAUUAUCUUUCCCAUUCUUUCUUUCCUCAGAGAUUUUGCAGCUGGAGCUGGGGAACGAUGCAGACCCAUCUUUCUUAUCUGGUAAGGCAGCAUGAAUAUUUCCAAAUGGCCUAAGGCUUGUAGAUUUUGACAGUACUAGGCUUGAAGGAUCAUCUAGUCUUGAGAUGGUACGAGGCAGCUUUUUAAAUUCCUGGGUGGAUGUUAAACCUCAGAUUAUAAAUUUAGUAGUCUCAGAGCCAAUCUAUAUAUACAGUGGUACCUCGGGUUACAUACGCUUCAGGUUACAGACUCUGCUAACCCAGAAAUAGUGCUUCAGGUUAAGAACUUUGCUUCAGGAUGAGAACAGAAAUCGUGCUCCGGCAGCGUGGCGGCAGCAGGAGGCCCCAUUAACUAAAGUGGUGCUUCAGGUUAAGAACAGUUUCAGAUUAAGAACAGACCUCCGGAACAAAUUAAGUACUUAACCCGACGUACCACUGUAUAGUUAUGUAUGCCAACAGUCUGCUAUCAGUGUAUAUAGCACCUUCCAGACUUCUACAAUCAAACCGGAUUCAGCUCUGUCAACUGGAGGCUGAGGUAGCGUUAGCAGCUAGAAAUGCCAAGACAGGUGGCAUUUUUCCAUCUCCACUUUUAACUUUUGCGUGUUUUAAAGUAUGGCUGUGGAUUUUUCCUCAAUUUUAUGUUUUUGUAAAUUGCUUUGAAGUUGUUGGGUUUCUUUUUUUUACAAACAAGCAGUGUAUAAAUUGUAUGAAAUAAAUAAGAUGAAUAAAUGUGGGCUGGUCUCUGCCCUCAAGGAGCCUACAAUAGAAAAUCAGCGGUGGACAAAAGUACAGUGGGAGAUGGAGAAAUAAGGGUAGGAAUGGAUGAGUGCAAGCAAUUGCUAUUGAAUGUACAUUUUAUUUUUAAUCAAGCAGGAUUCUGAUCGCUUUAAAUUGAGCAAUCAAAAAUAAAAUCAGCCACUUAAGAACAAUUAUGCAUAAUGAAAUUUGAUUUUAAAAUGACAUCAAAUUGCAUCUGCCAAGGGUCAAUGAAUAAGGGGUUAAGCCAAUGGCUUUGCAUUGGCUUUUGAUUGACUAUUGUUCAUUGAGGGGAUUGAUUAUAUUCUUAAAAUUUGCUAAGAAGAGCAUGUGGAACAUCUUUCCGGAGACUGUGCAAGUUGCAAACAAAGGUAUUGGUGGUGGGAAAUCACAAGCUGGAAUGCUCCGUAAUGUCAAAAAAUCUCCCUGCACAUAGAAAGUUAGUAUCUCAGGGAAAAGGCUGGGGAAAUGGUCACAGGGGACUAUACCUCCUUGGGGAGCUCCAUUCCAUAGGAUUUCUUUUGAUACUUGUUUCUGCUAUUUCAUGAACUGGAUUUCCUGCUGGUUGGGUUCUUCCUGCCCAAUGGCAGCAGGUGGGGAACCUCAGGCCCCAGAGACCAAACAUGACUGUCCAGGCUUUGCUGUCCAGCCCUUGGAACUCUUUCCUAGCCAUACCCCUGACCGGCCUGGCUUCGCACCCUCCUUGGGAGUUCUUGCCUGGCUGGAACGUGCCCUUCAAUGUUUCUUCUUUGCUCAGAUGGAAGAAAGAGAGAGUUGUGUGUGUGGAAACCACAUUGGUGUACAAAGGUAAAAAUUUGCAUUUGUUGCUCCACCCACUUUUGCCUCUGGCUCUUGGAAGAUUGCUCAGUAAAGGUUCCUAACCUCUCUGCCCCGUGAUGUUUUAAUUGUACUGUUUCAUGUUGCUGUUUUAAUGGGCUUCAUUUUCCUCUCUCUGUGCAAGCUGCCUUGAGAGACCAUUGAAAUGGGUGUAUUGCUGAGUAGAGAAAUGAAUGAAUAGACAAUGAUAUGCAACAGACAUCUGAAAAAUCACCCUCUCUUUCCCCAGGGUGCCAAGGAAGGUCAUCAUUCUACUCCAGAUUUCUACAUCUUCACAGAAGAUGUGGAGGAAAAAUAGAGCUGGUUCAGGUAAAGGGAUUUGCAAAUAUGUCUGGUCUCGUGUCCUGUUCUCAACCAGCUGAGUAUGGGAAGCCGCCAAGCAGGACUUGAGCACAAUAGCUCCCCUGCAAUUUCCAGCAGCUGGUGUUCAGAAAUCUACUACCUUUGACCAUGGAAGCAGACGAUCGCAAUCAUGGCUAGUAGCCAUUGAUUGUCUUAACCUCCAUGAAUGGCAGCAGGGGAGAGACUAACAACAACAACAAUUUUAUUUAUUUAUUUAUACAUACAUACAUACAUACCCCACCCAUCUGGCUGGGUUUUCCCAGCAACUCUGGGCGGCUCCCAACACAACAUUAUCAAUAAUAAUUAUUAAAAAGCAAUAAAACAUCAAACAUUAAAAACUUCCCUAAACAGGGCUGCCUUCAGAUGUCUUCUAAAAAUCAGAUAGUUGUUUAUUUCCUUGACAUCUGAUGGGAGGGAGUUCCACAAGGCAGGUGCCACUACCGAGAAGGCCCUCUGCCUGGUUCUCUGUAACCUCACUUCUUGCAAUGAGGGAACUGCCAGAAGGCCCUCGGAGCUGGACCUCAGUGUCUGGGCAGAAUGAUGGGGGGUGGAGAUGCUCCUUCAGGUAUACUGGGCCAAGAACGUUUAGGGCUUUAAAGGUCAGCAUCAACACUUUGAAUUGUGCUCGAAAAUGUACUGGGAGCCAAUGUAUGCCUUUUUCAAGACCAGUGUUAUGUGGUCUCGGCAGCCACUCCCAGUCACCCAUCUAGCUAACGCAUUCUGGAUUAGUUGUAGUUUCCGGGUCACCUUCAAAGGUAGCCCCACAUAGAGCGCGUUGCAGUAGUCCAAGCAGGAGAUAACCAGAGCAUGCACCACUCUUGUGAGACAGUUCACGGACAGGUAGCGUCUCAGCUUGCAUACCAGAUAGAGCAGGUACACAGCUGCCCUAGACACAGAAUUGACCUGCGCCUCCAUGGACAGCUGAGAGUCCAAAAUGACUCCCAGGGACAAGGUGAUCCCUUAAGUUACCUAGUUCUGAGCCAUUAAGGUUUUAUAAACCAAUAGUUUAUAAAAUCAAUGCUUUUAAAUUAUGGUGCUGGAGGAGAGACUUGAGAGUCCCAUGGACUGCUAGAAAAUCAAACCUAUCCAUUCUGAAGGGAAUCAGCCUUGAGUGCUCACUGGAAGGACAGAUCCUGCAGCUGAGGCUCCAAUACUUUGGCCACCUCAUGAGAAGAGAAGACUAAACAACAACAACGAAUCAAUAGUAUCACCUUGAACUUGGACCAGUAAUGAAAUGGCAGCUGGUGCAACCAUGAUAUGAUUGUGAUACAUAGUGUUCUGCUUGACCACAAGCCGAAAGGCCUCUGCAUCUCUUCAGAGGUGCCGUCUUCCUUGAUGCUUCACAUGUCAUUGGAAGGAAGAGCGCCAUGUGUCAACAAGCAAGGCAGAAGUGGCCCUGUGUUCCUUCAUCCUUGUUGACUGUCUUUUGUGUUUCAGGAACCUGUGUCAUUCGAGGAGAUAGCUGUACAUUUCACUGAAGGUGAAUGGGCUCUCCUGGACCCCCCUCAGAGAGCCUUAUACAGGGAUGUCAUGCAGGAGAACUAUGAAAAUGUGACCUCUUUAGGUAAGAAUUCCUUUAUCUUCUAUUUUGAGUGUGGAGUGUGUGCAUCAUUGAACCCAGUUGAUCCCCUCCUGGUGUUAUGGGAUUCAAGAAAGUUUGCAUGGGUUUGUUUAUUUCCAAGUGCCUUCAGACCAUACCUUGAGACCAUGCUUACCCCUUCCAAAUGUUUUUAUCCCCCUCGCUCUCUAUUCACACAGCUGCUUCUUUGUCUACCUGCACCUUUGAUGCUGUUUUUCUUUUUUAAAACAAGGGCUUCAUGGGAAGGCAAUCACAGCCAAUCAGAAAUCACACAGGUAGCAUAAGAACAAAUUCAUUCUGGCUACACAGUGGCAUUAUGAAGCCAAAUCAAAGCUAGGACACAAAUCAGGCCUUUACUCUGAUUUGGCUUAAUAACAUUAUAGCAUAGAAAAAUGUGAUCAGGCCCCUAGCAUUGUCAAAUUAAUCUGCUCGGUUAGAUUUGGCUAUGUUGACUGUCUAUCAGUCAGAUUUUCUUUAUUUGUAGCCAAUUGCCAAUAUAACAUAACAAGCAAGACAAUACAGGAAUAUGUUAAACAUAUACAUUUUUUUGUAUCCAACACUGUCAUUCCACUUGCGCAAUGAAAUUCUGCUUGCACAACCAAACUUCCCCCUCCUCUCACCUGCAGCAAGCCUAGUGUACCCUCAAAAUCUUCUCCAGAGGGUUGGAGGACUCUCUGGAGCAGAUUUUGAGGACUUGUGGGGGAAAAAGAAGUCCCAUUGUGUGAGCAACUUGUGUGGCGUUGAACACAACCAUUUGUCUUCUAAAUUUACUCCAAUUCAUUUACAUUAAAUUAAAAAUAAAAUCACAUUGGGAGUCUCAGCACUGUUUUGGUUCAAAAAAUAUCUUAUAGCUUCUCAGUGCCAGUGCAUAUAAAUAACAAACCAGAAAUUUCUAAAUCAUUUCAGUUAUUGACCCUCUAUAAAAUCCUGACAUGAAUAGAGGAAUCCAUCCAAAUUGCCGUGUGAAAGUGUCAUAAAGCGAAAUGAUGCAGGAAUAACAACUAAAGGCACGCUGUUAAAUUUUAUUAGGGUGGUUCAGCAAAAAACCUUCAAGUUGAAUUAACAACACAUUUUUUCUUCUUUCUGAUUUCACUUUUGCGCCCAGUUCUUUCCCUCACCAAUUCGGAUCGAAACUCCUGGGUGGAGGAAGGGGACGAGUUGAUCUCCCUGGGUCUUCACCCUCUGCGCUCUGAGAAAGGGAACAAACAUGAAGUCACCAGAACAGGUGAGAGAAAGGGAAGUACAAGACAGACCAGCACUGGCAAUGGCUACUGGCAAUGGUGGCUAGGAUAUGCCUCCAGCGUUUGUGACUGUAUAAUUCUGAAUGCUAGGAAUUGCAACUAAAGAGAGUGCUUUUGCACUCAGGUCCUGGUUGUGGGCUUUCCAUUGGCUAGCCGCUGAGAGAAACUAUGGCAGAGUUGAUGCCAGGAGAGAGCAUUCCAUAGACUAGGGGCUACUAUAGAGAAGACCUGUUCUGUUGUCCUCACUCUCCAGACCCCUCUCUGAGUGGCACUCAGCUGACUGUCUCAGGGUCCAGGCAGGUUCAUAUGUGGAAUUGCUGCAGUCCUUCAGGUAUUCACUGACCUGUCUUUCCUCUCUUUAUUGCAGUGCAAGAUGGGCAGGAGAAAAAGGAGGAGGAGACUCCAGCAGCGGAAAAUGCUAAAGGAGAUGACAAUCCUAAGAAAGGCAAUGUAAGAAAGGCAAGGAAGAACGUAGUGCCAGGAAAUCCUAAGGUGGUUGAAAAGUCUAAGGAAUACAUUCUUAGGAGGAAAAAUCAAGUCCCUGGAAAUUCUAAGGAAAUUGGGCAGUCUGAGAGAGAUGUUCUGAGGAAAAAUCAAGUCCCUGGAAGUUCUAAGGAAACUGGACGUUCUAGAGGAGAAGUUCUGAGGAAAAAUCGAGUUCCCAGAAAUUCUAAGGAAAUUGUCCAUUCUAGGAGAAAUAUUCAAAGGAAGAAUCUAGUGCUGAGAAAUUCUAAGGAAAUUGGGAAUUCUAGGGGGGAUGUUCCGAGGGAGAAUCUGGUGCCAGAAAAUUCUAAGGAAAUUGAGUGUUCUAGGGGAGAUGCUUUAAGAGAGAAUCUAUUUCCUGGAAAUCCUAAGGAAAUUGGGCAUUUUUCGGGAGACAUUCCAAAGAAAAAUCUAGUGCUGAGAAAUGCUAAGGAAAUUGGGAAUUCUAGGAGAGAUGUUCUGAGGAAAAACCAAGUUCCCAGAAAUUCUAAGGAAAUUGGACAUUCUAGGAGAGACGUUCUGAGGAAAAAUCGAGUCCCCAGAAAUUCUAAGGAAACUAGACAUUCUGGAGGAGAAGUUCUGAGGAAAAAUCAAGUUCCUGGAAAUUCUGAGGAAAUUGACUAUUCUAGGAGAGAUAUUCAAAGGAAGAAUCUAGUGUUGAGAAAUUCUAAGGAAAUUGGGAAUUCUGGGGGGGAUGUUCUGAGGGAGAAUCUGGUGCCAGAAAAUUCUAAGGAAAUUGAGUGUUCUAGGGGAGAUGUUCUCAGAGAGAAUCUAUUUCCUGGAAAUCCUAAGGAAAUUGGGCAUUCUUCGGGAGAUAUUCCAAAGAAAAAUCUAGUGCUGAGAAAUGCUAAGGAAAUUGGGAAUUCUAGGAGAGAUGUUCUGAGGAAAAACCAAGUUCCCAGAAAUUCUAAGGAAACUGGACAUUCUAGGAGAGACGUUCUGAGGAAAAAUCGAGUCCCCAGAAAUUCUAAGGAAACUAGACAUUCUGGAGGAGAAGUUCUGAGGAAAAAUCAAGUUCCUGGAAAUUCUGAGGAAAUUGACUAUUCUAGGAGAGAUAUUCAAAGGAAGAAUCUAGUGUUGAGAAAUUCUAAGGAAAUUGGGAAUUCUGGGGGGGAUGUUCUGAGGGAGAAUCUGGUGCCAGAAAAUUCUAAGGAAAUUGAGUGUUCUAGGGGAGAUGUUCUCAGAGAGAAUCUAUUUCCUGGAAAUCCUAAGGAAAUUGGGGAUUCUACCGGAGACAUUCCAAAGAAAAAUCUAGUGCUGAGAAAUGCUAAGGAAAUUGGGAAUUCUAGGAGAGGUGUUCUGAAGAAAAACCAAGUUCCCAGAAAUUCUAAGGAAACUGGACAUUCUAAGGGAGAUGUUCUGAGGGAGAAUCUGGUGCCAGAAAAUUCUAAAGAAGACACCUCUUUCAGAAUGUGCAAAGAAAAUUUUUUCCAGGGUCAUGAUAGGAAAGAUGCAACUUGUCAUCAGCACAGAUCAGAAAGGCAGCAGAAAGCUGCACAAAAGACCAGCCAGGAGAAACCAAUUCCUUCUCAGGAUGACGGUGGGGACAUUGGUCAAACCACUGCCCAGAAGGAGAUCUGCAGGGACAGGAGGCAAAAAGCAUGCCCUAAAUGUGGGAAAGUUUUUAGUCAGAGUAUACUGCUUCUUAAGCAUAAGAGAACCCACACGGGAAUGAAGCCGUAUCAGUGUUUGGACUGUGGAAAAAUCUUCAGCCAGCGUUCCCACCUUAAUAUACAUAGGAGAACUCACCGCAGAGAGAAACCAUAUGAAUGCUUGGACUGUGGGAAAGCUUUCCAUCGGAGCUCCCACCUUGCUUCACACCGGGGAAUCCACACAGGAAUCAAACCUUACAAAUGUUCAAGUUGUGAGAAGAGCUUUCGUCGAGGGCCUGACCUCAGGAGGCACCAGAAAACCCACACAGGAGAGAAAUUACAUAAAUGUUUGCAUUGUGGGAAAAGCUUUGGUCUGAGCUCUAGCCUUAUUAAACACGAAAGAAUCCACACAGGAGAAAGGCCAUAUAAAUGUCCAGACUGCCCGAAAGGUUUCAGCCAGAUGUCUCAUCUUAUUGUACACAAGAGGAUCCACACGAAGGACAAACCAUACAAAUGCUCUGUCUGUGGCCAUGGCUUUAGCCAGAAAGCACAUCUCAUUUCACAUCAGAGAAUCCACACGGGAGAGAAACCUUUUAAGUGCUCGGAAUGUGGCAAAAGCUUUAAACUGAACUCAGCUUGUAUGAGCCACGAGAGACGACACAGAAACAACUUGGAUGCUCAGACUGCUGGGAAAGUUUCUGACGAGGCUACUGCUUCACUUGACGCCACAGGACCGACAAGGAAGUCAAACCGUAGAAAUGUUCAGAGAGUGGCCAAAGCUUAA
Podarcis lilfordi (Lilford's wall lizard) is the source of this 16242-nucleotide messenger RNA. Lineage: Eukaryota; Metazoa; Chordata; Lepidosauria; Squamata; Lacertidae. The record is from the annotation of a GenBank genome assembly.